Molecule: messenger RNA, 1245 nt
Organism: Cyprinus carpio (common carp)
Lineage: Eukaryota; Metazoa; Chordata; Actinopteri; Cypriniformes; Cyprinidae
Product: putative phosphatase phospho2
Molecular function (GO): phosphatase activity
Source: RefSeq, a predicted model, not a curated record
UACCAAGACGUUUGAGUGACGUGCGCGGCAGCCAAUCAGAGACGAGCCGUCGCUUGCGGGGCACCGGCAGUGACUAAUCAUGUUUUGUGUUGCAGGCAAGUGUCGGUCUCGAAUAAUUAAUUCACUCAGGCUGCCGCUCCAGUUCCAGCGCAGAAUGAAGACCUUAGUAGUGUUCGACUUCGAUUACACUAUAGUGGAUGACAACAGCGACACAUGGGUGAUCCGCUCCACUCCCGAGCAGACGUUACCGGACUGGCUGAAGAAGUCAUACGAGAGAGGCCGCUGGACCGAGUACAUGGCUCGAGUCUUGACCUACAUCGGAGACCAGUCCGUCCAGCCGGGGCACAUGCGCGCGGUCAUGGAGAGCAUCCCGUUCACCGACGGCAUGAUCGAGCUCCUGACCUUCAUAUCCGAGAACAAGAAAGACAUCGACUGCAUCAUCAUCUCCGAUUCCAACAGUGUCUUCAUAGACUGGGUUUUGCAUGCAUCUGGGCUGAAGUCUGCCAUAGAUGACGUCUUCACCAACCCUGCCAGCAUCGAUGCGCGCGGCUACGUGAACGUGCGCUGCUUUCACGCGCACGACUGUCAGCAAUGUCCCGUAAACCUGUGCAAGAGGAGGGUGCUGCAUGACUUCAGAGAGAAGCAGGCCCAGGCUGAUGUGCAUUAUGAGAGGAUUUGCUAUAUAGGAGAUGGAGGAAAUGACUUUUGCCCCGUUCGAGAGUUGAAAGAAGGAGAUAUUGCAAUGCCUAGGAAAGGAUUCACCCUUGAGAAACUGUUGUGCAAAGCCAUUUCGGAGGAUUCAGAAGCACUGCAUGCAAAAAUCAUGCCUUGGGCUAGUGGCAAUGAAAUCCUCAGGGAAUUAACAGCUCUGAUUGAGUGAUAUAGUAUUAUAUGCAAUAUUGUGACAACUGAACUAAUAGAAUAUCACAUGUUUAUUCUGCACUAAAUGCAUCGUGUGCAUGAAUGGGCAUCUUAUGAUAGCUCAUUUCCCCCUUAAUCUACUUGAUCAACUAAUUUGGGCGUGGUGUAAUAUCUGUCAGAAACAAGUUUAUGUUUUGUUUUCAUUGCACAUUUUAAAAUGUCAUGUUUUGAACAGUUUUACAUAUAAUUGUUAGACAGCUGACACUGAUUUUAAUCUUUUUGAGGUUUUAAAUAAUAAUAUAAGCUCACUGUUUGAGGUGCUUGUUAUUUAAUCCACUGAGGUUUGCUGCAGAACAUUAAAAUGAUCAAAUGUAAAUGUUUUAA